AUGCCUCACUUCCUCUUGCCAUGUUGCUGCUGCCAGCCAUGCUGCUGCAAGCCUUGCUGCAAGCCCUGCUGCGAACAGACCUGCUGUAAGCCCUGCUGCCCCCCCUGUUGCCAGACCAAGAAGUGGAGACAGCGCACACCUGAAUAUAAGACAAUGGAGAAACCUUCCUUUCCACUCACCAACAUGUGCGAUUGUUGCGGUUCCAACAAUGACACAACCAUCAUCGCUGUCCCUUGUGGUAACCAGGGGGGUUGCUGCCAGCCUUGCUGUCGCUGCCAACCAUGUUGCUGCCAGCCAUGUUGCUGUAAGCCCAGCUGCCAACAGACCUGUUGUGCCCCAUGCUGCCCCCCCUGUUGCCAGUCUAAGAAGAGCUGCUAGAGCAUAAAGCAGAUGUGGAAUAACAUGAAGCAACCAACAGCCAGAAUAAGAACAGCGUUUCGAGAGUCCUUUGGAAGGCCUGAUCGUUGUCUUUCUGAGCUCAUCCUUUGCCCAAGCUUUGCACCUGCCUCUUUUCAACAUCUGUUUCUUCUGUUUCUCCCUUUUUGUCAUUGAAAAAGUCUCUCUCUUGCUAAGCAAAGGAGGCACGAGUUAAUGCUGCAUUGUCAUUCGUCGCAUUCUCUUCAUUCUUUCCUGUUCUGAAUUUGUCUGAUGAUACACCGCAAAUGCAAAUCUAGAGUCCAGAUUCCAGUAUAUCAAGAGAACUCCAAUGCACAGCAAGGACUAACAAUCAACCUGGGUCAAAAUUCUGAUUCUGAUUAACCUGGCUCAAAAAUAAGAAUUAGUGAAAUUCUGUCUUGUGCUGAGGUGGGCAAGAAAAUAUGUAACAUUGCCACCUAAAGGCUUGUCUUAGGGCCAAGCUACAAGUGACAAAUGACACUUGAACAGCAAGUGGAUCGAGUGGAGUGCAAGUGAACAGGGAGAAAUACACUUGCCGUUCAAGUGUCAUUUGUCACUUGUAGCUUGGCCCUCAGACUGUAAGAUCACCCUUACAGAACAACUGCAGUCGGUGAAACACAAGGAGGCCUUCCUGCAUAUCUAACAAAUAUCCCAAAGGAUACUAAACUGUUCGAUCGGACAUGCAACCAUCCUGAAUUAAUUAGCAAAGAAAGGCUCAUCCUUCUAUGACUAGAAAGUCUGUAAGUCUGAAACUUUCUUUAAAAGACCAGCCUAUUUGUUGGCAAAUUAGAUUCAGUUUUUUUUUCCAAAACCACCUGUCACCAAAAAAAAUAGCUGGACAGUGUUCAUGUGUCACCAUCAGCCAAUGAGGGUUGUCAACCCCCAUGUGGGGUCUGGAGAUCUCCAAGAAUUAUAUCUCCAAGAAUUAUAAUUGAUUCCCAGUCUACAGAGAUUGGCUCUACUAGAGAAAAUGGCUGCUUUGGAGGGUGGAAUCUAUGGCAUCAAAUCCCUGAUAUGAUCCCUCCCCUUUCCAAAUUCUGCUCCGCCACCAAAUAUCCAGGAAUUUCUCAACCUAGAAGUUUCAUCCUCGUUCCCUUAGCACUUCUCUUUUUCUCUUCCAUUUUUAUCCAGCUUUGGUUCCCCCUCAUUCCCCUCUCCCAUGCAUCUCUCUGUUAUCCCCAAACUGCACUUAUCCUCCCCAUCUCCUUUUGACACCCACCUGAUUCUACCUGAGUUCUACUCCCCUCCCCCUCUGCGCUAGCUGAGGUCCUUGCUCCUCUAUUCCACCCUACUGUCCAUCUCAUCCAUUCCCCACAUCUAUCCCUCUCUACAUCUCCCUCGCCAUUUUCUCUUUUCUUUGGUGGCACUGACAGAAGCUGUGACCACACAUGAUCAAAGUCUAUAGUGUUAUCUGUGGAUGAAGAACCUCCAAAGUGGUCACAUCAGGGAUUGCUUUGUUUGAGUUGCAUUUUCAAAUUGCCUUUUUCUCCCUUUGCCUUUCUGUAUCUCCUGUUCACAUUCAAUAAAGCUGAAAUCUACCCCAUUGCCUCUG
This is a messenger RNA of Eublepharis macularius, 1948 nucleotides long. RefSeq names its product keratin-associated protein 5-4-like. Bases 1 to 378 code for a protein of 125 amino acids. The transcript is spliced from 4 exons. Lineage: Eukaryota; Metazoa; Chordata; Lepidosauria; Squamata; Eublepharidae. The record is from RefSeq and is a predicted model, not a curated record.